This is a messenger RNA of Pyricularia grisea, 558 nucleotides long. RefSeq lists its product as uncharacterized. Lineage: Eukaryota; Fungi; Ascomycota; Sordariomycetes; Magnaporthales; Pyriculariaceae. The transcript has 2 exons. The record is from RefSeq and is a predicted model, not a curated record. Bases 1 to 558 code for a protein of 185 amino acids.
AUGGGUGUCUUCAGCACGACCGCAAAAUUCGAAAUCUGGACCGAGAUAAGCGGCGUGCCCCGCUCCAAGGCCAUCGCCGUCGUGCAAGACCACGGCGGGCUGCUCAACAAAGACCCCUUUGCCGUCUCGGUGACGGAGCUGCCCGCGCACCCGGGCAAGUCCACGGCCGAGGAGAUCCCAGAACCCUACGCUUCCCGGAUAGUGGGCACUUCGCGAUACUGGGAGGUCAAGGACGCCGUACCGGCGCAGUUUGCGCGCCUGGUCCCCGGAAAGCCCGUCACCAACAACUGGUACGUCAUGACGGACAUGGAGGACGGCGUCUACAUGUACCUCGAGGGCGCGCUGGGAAUCGUGUCCAAGCGAGGCGUCGUCGUCAGGGGAGGGGACGAGGAGGGUGCCGAGAACGUGGUGGUGGCGCACGAGUGCUUUGUCGAGUGCAACAGGGCGGUCAUGGGCGUGUUCAAGAGUCAGUUCGAGGAGCACUGGAGGUCGAUCCAGGAGCAAGUCGCGGAGGCGAUGGGUGGUACUGUGGUUAGGCAUUCUGGGCCUGUGCGAUGA